This is a messenger RNA of Macrosiphum euphorbiae (potato aphid), 2694 nucleotides long. The record is from the annotation of a GenBank genome assembly. NCBI's taxonomy places the organism in Eukaryota, Metazoa, Arthropoda, Insecta, Hemiptera, Aphididae.
AUGAUUAUUCUGAAACCGUCAUGGAUAUCUCACAAUGGUAUGCCCAUAUUUUCGAUCGACAUUCAUCCAGACGGUACUCGUCUGGCUACCGGUGGCCAGGGCCGGGACUCUGGACUGGUCAUGCUAUGGAACACGGCCGCAGUGCUGGACGAAAACAGCGAAAACGACGAGAACGUACCAAAAAUGUUAUGCCAGGUUGACAGCCAUUUAGCAAGUGUCAAUUGCGUUCGAUGGAGUCACUCGGGCAAAUUUUUGGCGUCUGGUGGGGACGAUAAAAUCAUCAUGGUGUGGACAUUGAGCAAAUAUCCUAAUAGUGGAAACAUUGUAUUCGGCACCAAAAAUAUUGUUAAUAUCGAAACGUGGAAAUGUAUGUUCACUUUACGUUCACACUCAGGUGAUAUUCUCGAUCUUGCGUGGUCACCCCAUGACUCAUAUUUGGCAUCAUGUUCGGUGGACAACACAAUUAUCAUAUGGGAUGCUAAAAAAUUUCCAUCUAUCCAUAAAGUUCUUUCUGGACAUACUGGUCUGGUAAAAGGAGUUUCUUGGGACCCAAUCGGUAAAUAUAUUUCUUCACAGUCAGACGACAAAACUUUAAGAAUAUGGAGAACAUCUGAUUGGAAAACAGAUACUAUUGUUACGACUCCCUUUAAGGACUGUGGUGGAAAUACAUCUGUACUACGGCAUAGCUGGUCUCCAGAUGGCCAAUACUUAGUAUCGGCUCAUGCCAUGAACAACAAUGGUCCUGUAGCUAAAGUUAUUGAAAGAGAUGGUUGGACAUAUGAGAAAGAUUAUGUGGGACAUAGAAAAGCUGUAAAUUGUGUGAGAUUUAGUAAUUCAAUAAUGGAGCGUAAAGUUGGUAAGAAGAAUCAUCAUAUGUGUUUAUGUGCUGUAGGCUCCAGGGACACUAAUGUAUCAGUAUGGCAAACAGGAUUAAAGAGACCAGUUGUAGUUCUUGAAAGUUUAUUUCAAGGUCCUGUGCUAGACUUAUCUUGGUCGACAAAUGGAUUAAACUUGUAUGCUUGUUCAUAUGAUGGAACCAUAGCAAUAUUAAUAUUUGAUCCAAAAGAUAUUGGAAAAGCACUUAGUAAUCAAGAUAAAAAUAUAAUAUUUGAAAAAAUGUAUGGUAUCUCACCUUUAGAACGCCACAACAACAAUUUACUUAUAGAAAAUCCAGCAAUACUAAAAAUGAAUGGUAUACAACAGUCAGAAGUCCGAGAGGUUGACCCUAAAAAAGAAAUCAAACAGCCUUCUCCAAAUGUAAUCAAACCUUUACCACCGAUUUUGAAAAAACAAAUUGAAACUCGCACAUCUGAUGGACGUAGACGUAUUACACCCAUUUUUAUACCACCAACACCUGAUAAUGCAGAAGAAAUUAAUGUCUUACCGUUUUCGUCAUCUAGUGAGUGUAAAAGUCAAGUAGUUGUUGAAAGAGUGAAUAAUAUUAUUGAGCCUAAUAUAAGCAACAGUUGCAGUAACUUUAGUCAAGAAUCUCAAACUCCAACAAUUAUUGAUUCAACAAUACCAAGAAGCACUCCUACAUCUGUUUUACAAAUAUCUCCCACUAGAGGAGAAUCCAAGAAAAGGCCAGAACCCGUAGCAUUAAUAUCAAAUUUAUUUUCCACUAAAAAAAUUAAAUUUAAUAAUUUAGAAGAUAAUGACAUUUCAUCGGAUGUCCGACCUAAUUUUGGUCAAACUGCAAUGCAAAAAAGAAAAUUCACGAUUUCGAACAUAUGCACUGAUAGAGUUGUUGUAGAAAACGAUAAAUGUAAAACAAUAAAUGGGACUAUUUCUAAAAUGAAAGUCUAUAGUAAUAAUUUAGUUGCUUGGGAAAAAGUAUUUAGUUCAAGUGUAGUAAAAUAUUGUACGAAUAAAACUUUAUCAUUAAUAGUUGUGGCAUUAAAUGAUUGUACUAUUCAUGUGAUAGGAUCAAAAAAUGGAUCAUUAAUAUGUCCUCCCUAUGUACUAUCGUCUUUAGUAACGUCUAUUAGUUCCAAUAAUCACUACUUAUUAUGCAUGACACAAAAUUCUCUUUCUGUUUGGAACAUAUACAAACAAGAAUGUGUCUUACAUGAAGAAAAACUCAACACAUUGGUUUGUUCGAAUAAAAAUAAGCCAGUAAAUGUACAAAAAUGUAUGUUGACUGAAAAUGGAACGUCAAUCAUCACAUUAACUACUGGUAAAUCAUAUAUGUUUUCUAUAAGUGCAAAAUGUUGGAUGAUGAUCGGGGAUAGUGGAGAUAGUAUAUAUUCAAAUUCUUCUCAAAAAAAUAAACACAUUGGUUUAAAUAAAACUAGUGGCAAGUAUCCACUGAGUGUCAUGCAAGCAUAUUCUUCAAAGUAUAAAUCAAACUUAGAUUUUAAGGACACUGAAGGGAUAAGUGAAUUGUGUUCAAAAUCAUUUUUGGAACAACAGAUGUCGGCAGCUUUAGCUUUGGAAUCAGAUAAAGAGUACAGAUAUUGGUUAAUGACUUACGUUUCUUUUUUAAUUGAAAGAGAAGACAAUGAUCGAUUAAGAUAUUUAUGUCAGGAUUUGUUGGGAGUUUCACAUGGUUAUUCAAGUCAUAAAAAAGUUGAAACAGUCAUUGGUAUGUCAAAACAUGAACUUUUAAGAGAAGUAUUAGGAAUUAUAGCUGGUUCGAGAAGCACUCAAAGAUUAUUUACUGAGUUUCAUGACCAAUUACAACAAAUGUCUUAA